CCACGCGGGCCUACUUUUAUUCUUUUGACUAGGAGGAUGUAUAAUCCUCGCAUGUGCCACCACUGCGGAUUACCUGGUCACUUUAUACGGGAACGCCAGCUCCGAGACAUUCUGAAUGCUGCGGAAUUGGUGGGCGGGUCGUCAUCUAGUUCUAGGACGGAGGCGAAUGGAAUCUUACCAGCGCCUACUUCUAAUGCGAUCGUUCCCUAUCGGGGGAACCAAGCGGCUUCGACUUCCUCCAAUCGUUACGGUGGCGGCAGUUACAAUAACGGUGGUAAUGGCUAUGGCUACAACAGCGGUGGAUACAACAGAUACGGGGGCUAUAACAAUAAGAACAAUAGAUACGCACGCAACAAUUUCGUGGACAGAGGUCGUGAUGACAAGAUCGAUCAGUUGUACGAUCUCUUUCAGGAUCAGGUGGAGGAGAAAAAAGAUCGGCAGAGGAAGGAAGAGGAAAGGAAACGGAAAGAAGCUGAAAAGGAGAAGAUGUUGCUUGAGAAGAAGGACAAAGAUUCGUUCAUUAGUCGAACAGGAGAUCGCAUUCUCCAUCGGGAAUUGGAGGAUCUCAAGACUAAGAGCAUUGGAGACAGCAAGCAGGAAGAUGUCGAAAGGUUGCGGAAGGAGAAAGAAGUACUUCUUAAGCUUCAGGAACAGAAACAACUUGAGCAGGACAUUGUGGCUCUAAGGGCGAAGGGAAGGAAGCUGAGCGAUGACAAGUCCAAGGAGGAGGACCUUGACAGCCUCAAGAAGCAGGUGGAGAGUACGCAAGGGCUUCAAUCGCUACUAGAGAAAAAGAACGAAGAAAUGGCCAAGCUGAAGUACGCGAACAGCCAUCUGGAGAAACAGUUUGUCGAUCUACAGCAGGAUGUGCGCUCCAUCAAGCACGCUGCCAUGUACACCCCGAAAGACAUGGAAUCUCUCCACAAGGCUUACAAGGACGCGUUGGAAGCGAAGCAGAUCGCCAUACAGGAAGCUGAAUUUUUCAAGGAGCGUUUGAUGAAGAAGCUUACUCCUGUUCCACGCUCCAAGCGUUCCGCUCUAGCCAGGAAGACUACUCCCCGUAACUUACGCAAGUCCCUGGGGGAAGUGGACGUUCACAACCUCGAUUCUGCCGAGGACGACGAGACCGGGGAAGGUGAUGAGCAGACCAAGGAAGCGGAGCUGCUGGAUCGUCUCGUCCUGAAGAAACGGAAGGAGUUGCGAUAUGCCAAGAAGGCUGAACUGGAGACCUUGUGUGAAGAGGAGGGUAUUUUGUAUAUCAAAAUUGAGCAGGCUUGGAUGGAUAUUGCGGAGAUUCGAGCCCGGCGAGAGUUCGAGCAGAUCAGGAAGGAGAUGAAGUCCAGCUUUGAGGUAGAAGACAGGGCAGCGGCAGAGAACGAUGAUGAUGCUCAGUAUGCCACCUCUACUGAAGACGGUCUUGGCGCUGACGAGUGAGGACGCGCCCUGAGUGCAACUAAUCUCUGGUUCUUCACUCUUGCAUGUCGGGAUUUUCGAGGUAGUUAUGGUAAAUUUUUCU
Molecule: messenger RNA, 1516 nt
Organism: Chara braunii
Lineage: Eukaryota; Viridiplantae; Streptophyta; Charophyceae; Charales; Characeae
Source: the annotation of a GenBank genome assembly